AUGAAGCUCGCAAUAAAGGCACUCGCUGCGGCACUGUUCGCGUGCCUCGCGGCCGCGAUCGCGCUGGAGCGACAACCUCACCAGCCUCUGGACGGCGGUGACAAGCUCCUGACUUUCAACAACACCGUGCUACAGCCCCAGUUCACGCCCAAGUCCCAGUCUGUCCAAUGGCUCGCCGGCGGAAAGGACGGGCAGUACGUAUACGAGUCCAACGGCUCCCUCGUCCUCCAAGACAUCGUCACCUCUGCCAACAAAACCCUGGCCAAGCUGCCGGACGACCAGCACGAGUAUUGGAUCAGCCCGGAUCUCUCGCGCGUGCUCGUCGCCACAAACUACACAAAGCAGUACCGACACUCGUACUUUUCCAACUAUGUGAUCCUCGAUGUGGCCUCGGGGGAGUCGACGCCUCUGGUCGGCGACCAGGCUGGCGACAUCCAAUACGCCGAGUUGGCGCCGGCCGGCAACGCCGUGGCCUUCGUGCGUGGCAACGACCUCUUCCUCGACAAAAACGGCACCGUCUCGCGCAUCACCUCGGACGGAAACCCGGACUUGUUCCAUGCUGUGCCGGACUGGGUCUACGAGGAAGAGAUAUUUGGCGACCGCAAGACGCUGUGGUUCUCGCCCGACGGCAAGUACAUUGCGUUCCUGAGCUUCAACGAGACCGGUGUCGAGACCUAUACGGUGGAGUACUACAUGAACAAGCAGGAGGUCGCACCCGUGUACCCGCGCAAGCUAGAUCUCCGCUACCCCAAGGUUGGCACGACCAAUCCGACAGUCUCUCUCUCGAUACUCGACGUCGAGACGGAGCAGCUGAGCAGUGUCGCCAUCGAUGCAUUCACCGCAAACGACCUGAUCGUAGGCGAGGUCGCCUGGGUGACCAAAGGCCACGACAGCCUGAUCUACCGAGCGUUCAACCGCGUGCAAGACCACGAUAAGCACGUGCGCGUCGAUGUGCCCAGCGGAGCUUCUACCGUCGUCCGUGAGCGCGACGGCACCGACGGUUGGCUUGACAACAGCCUGGCGAUUCGAUACGUUGGAUCCGCGCAGGAAGCUGGCAACGACAGUCACUAUAUCGACCUGUCGGACGAGUCGGGGUGGCAGCACAUCUACCUCCACAGCGUCAAUGGUGGCGAGCCAAAGGCUCUCACCAGCGGCGAGUGGGAGGUCCUUGGGAUCACCAAAGUCGACACGGCGAGGAAGCUGGUCUACUUCACGUCGACGGAGCACCACAGCACCGAGAGCCAUCUCUACUCCGUUUCCUACGCCACGGGCGAGAAGAAGGCCCUUGUCGACGACACUGUCGCGGGGUCGUGGUCCGCCUCCUUCUCCGCCGGCGGCAGCUACUACAUCCUGAGCUAUAACGGCCCGGACGUCCCCUAUCAAGAGCUCUACUCGGUCAACUCGACUAGCACGCCCGUUCGUACCGUUACGGAUAAUAAGGACCUCUACACGGCCCUGCAGGAGUACAACCUGCCCAACAUCACCUACUUUGAGCUCCAGCACCCCGAGGGCUACAGCCUCAACGUCAUGCAGCGCCUUCCCGUCAACUUUGACCCUGCCGAGAAGUACCCGGUCCUGCUGACGCCCUACGGCGGGCCCGGCGCGCAGGAGGUUACCAAGCGCUUCCAGCGGCCCAACUGGAACGGCUACAUCGCCUCGGACCCGGAGCUGCGGUUCAUCACCUUGACCGUCGACAACCGCGGCACUGGCAACAAGGGCCGCGCAUUCCGCUCCGUCGUGGCCAAGCGCCUCGGCGUGCUCGAGGCGCAGGACCAGCUGUGGGCGGCCCGGGAGCUCGCGUCGCGGCACGCCUUUGUCGACGCGGCCAAGAUCGGCAUCUGGGGCUGGUCGUACGGCGGGUUCCUGUCGGCCAAGGUGCUCGAGGCCAACGCCGCGGCGGGCGACGUCGUGUCGCACGCGCUCAUCACGGCGCCCGUGUCCGACUGGCGCUUCUAUGACAGCAUGUACACGGAGCGGUACAUGAAGACGCCCGCGGCCAACGCCGGGGGCUACGAGGCGUCGGCGGUGCGCCGCGCCGACGGCUUCCGCGCCGCGCGCGGCGGGUUCAGCAUCAUGCACGGCCUCGGCGACGACAACGUGCACUACCAGAACACGGCGGCGCUCGUGGACCUGCUCGUCGGCGCGGGCGUGCCGCCGGCCAAGCUCAACUGGCUGGCCUUCACCGACAGCGACCACGGCAUCUCGUACCACGGCGCCACGGCGUACCUGUACAAGCACCUGACAGCGAGGCUGUACCAGGAGAGGCAGAGGGUCGAGGGCGGGGAGCUGACGCACCAGUGGAGUCGGAGGAGGGCCGGGCCGAGGCUGUGA
Thyridium curvatum is the source of this 2331-nucleotide messenger RNA. RefSeq lists its product as uncharacterized. Gene Ontology annotation, molecular function: dipeptidyl-peptidase activity; serine-type peptidase activity. NCBI's taxonomy places the organism in Eukaryota, Fungi, Ascomycota, Sordariomycetes, Thyridiales, Thyridiaceae. The coding region runs from base 1 to 2331 and encodes 776 amino acids. Gene Ontology annotation, biological process: proteolysis. The transcript has a single exon. The record is from RefSeq and is a predicted model, not a curated record.